Messenger RNA from Chaetomium globosum CBS 148.51, 1275 nucleotides. RefSeq lists its product as uncharacterized. Gene Ontology annotation, cellular component: endoplasmic reticulum membrane. Gene Ontology annotation, molecular function: GTPase activator activity. The record is from RefSeq and is a predicted model, not a curated record. NCBI's taxonomy places the organism in Eukaryota, Fungi, Ascomycota, Sordariomycetes, Sordariales, Chaetomiaceae. Bases 1 to 1275 code for a protein of 424 amino acids. The transcript has 3 exons. Gene Ontology annotation, biological process: endoplasmic reticulum to Golgi vesicle-mediated transport; positive regulation of GTPase activity.
AUGGAGGAAUCGACCAAGCCGCUGAGUCUCGACGAGAAGGCUGUCAAUCACAAAAAUGCAACUCAUGCCAGCGAUGAAAAGAAAAAGGCCAUCCUCGAGGCGUGCAGCCAAAGGGACUUGGACGCUCUGAGGGCGCUUGCACAGUCACCGGGGGGUUUCUUGGCCGAUAGUAUCCGUCAGCGGGCAUGGCCGGUACUUCUGGGACUCCCCUCCGACAACCCCAAAACAGGAUCUAGCCCCAAUGGAACGGCUUCGGUUCCCGCAUGGGAAUCCCUCCCGCGUCAUAGAGAUGAAGACCAAGUUCAGCUCGACGUAAACCGCUCCUUCAUCUACUACCCAGAGCACCAAACCGAAGCCCAACUCGCCCACGCCAAACCCCUCCUCUCCUCCCUCAUCGUCUCCGUGCUCCGCACCCACCCCUACCUCUGCUACUUCCAAGGCUACCACGACAUCGCCCAAGUCCUGCUCCUCACCCUGCCACCCCCCCUCCACCAACCCAGCCUCACCCACCUCUCGCUCUUCCACAUCCGCGAUUUCAUGCUCCCCUCCCUCGCCCCAGCCAUCGCCCAACUCCGCCUGCUCCCGGACAUCCUACGCCUGGCCGACCCAGCCCUCUGGCGCCACCUCUCCGGCACGGAGCCCUUCUUCGCGCUCUCCGGCACGCUCACCAUGUACGCGCACGACGUGACCACCCAGGGCGAGAUCGCCCGGCUGUUCGACGCCCUGUUGGCGGCGCCCGACCCGGCCUUCAGCGUCUACCUGUUCGCCGCCAUCGUGCGCGCCCGCCGCGCCGAGCUGUUCGACACCCCGCCCGACGAGCCCGAGAUGCUGCAUAGCAUCCUGUCCAAGCUACCCGUGCCGCUGGACCUGGAGGGCUUGAUUGCGCAGGCGGUGCGGCUGCAGGCCGAGUUCCCUCCGGAGCGGUUGCCCGCGUGGAGGAAGGGGGUCUCGAGGUGGAGUGUGUUGAAGACGGGGAGGAGGUGUGGGGAGGGCGCGGGCUUGGUUCGGGUGGAGCAGGGGCGGGUGUGGUUUGAGCGGCAGGUGAGGGAGCUGAGGUGGCAGGAGACGAGGGAGCGGGCGGGGAAGUGGGUGUGGAAGCAUCGCCGGCCGGCGGGGAUGGUUGGCGCUGCCGUGCUGGUCGGGGUGCUGGCGGUGCUGUUGCGGCGGGGGCCGUUGCCUGGCCCCGUGGUGUCCGGGCUGGGGUGGGUGUCGGAGUAUGUGGUGAGGUGGUGCGUAGUGGUGUGUGUCGAGAUUGUGUUUCUAGAACGGUCAUAA